AUGUCGAUGUCGCAUACACGGAGGCUCUUCAAGACAGAUACAUCACACAACAUUCUCAACACCCUUAAUCUACCUCUCCCACCUGUGGAGAUGGCCAAUGUGGUGAAAGGCCACCUCUCCAGACUGAACUUCCUGCACAAGGCUGAAAUUGUUGAUGGCAUCAAAGUAACACAUUUUCUGGAGGCUAACUACCUCAUUGAUAUGAUCAUUGAUGUUGUGUGGCUACAAGGGCUUUAUGUUGACAUCAACCGCAAGCGACUCGACUGUGUAUCCAGCCUUGCAGGAGCUGCUGUUCACAAUGCCCUCAAGGCAUAUCACAAGGGCAUAUACAAGAAUGUCAACGCAUCCACUGAACAAUUCUACGACAUUUACAGUUCGAUCAUAGUGUUGAUCAAUAGGAUCAGGCUUGAUGAUGUGUCAAGGGAGAGGUACAAAUCUUUGUGCAGAUCAAUCAUCAAGCAUGGAGAGGCAGAUCUUGGGCUCUAG
Suillus fuscotomentosus is the source of this 486-nucleotide messenger RNA. RefSeq lists its product as uncharacterized. The transcript has 2 exons. Lineage: Eukaryota; Fungi; Basidiomycota; Agaricomycetes; Boletales; Suillaceae. The coding region runs from base 1 to 486 and encodes 161 amino acids. The record is from RefSeq and is a predicted model, not a curated record.